Messenger RNA from Daldinia loculata, 1250 nucleotides. RefSeq lists its product as uncharacterized. The record is from RefSeq and is a predicted model, not a curated record. The transcript has 3 exons. The coding region runs from base 24 to 1250 and encodes 408 amino acids. Lineage: Eukaryota; Fungi; Ascomycota; Sordariomycetes; Xylariales; Hypoxylaceae.
UCUGAAACCACGACAGGGGAUCCAUGAACGUGCCCCAUCUUGAUUCUAGAGCUUUUAUCGUAUUUUACGAAAACUCGUUGAAUAUUACUUUUACAUUUCAAGGGAAGACACUUCAAGAAGCUCUCGAAGAAGUCGCCAUGGCUAUACCUAUGCUACUGGCGCUCACAAUUGCCCCUGCUCUGCUAGGAACACAAGAGGCAAUCCGACAAAGUCAGUCCAAGAAUAAACGGGAAGAGCACCGAGCUCGUCGUUGCAAUCUUGUCGUUUCUUGCGUGAAGCAGUCAAUCCGCAGUCGAGAUAUAAAUGGCAAGAUAGUCGUUCUAAAGGAUAACAAGCUCUAUAUUACCACUGGGAACCUAUCUGCGGACGAUAAUGCGGCGAAUACUACAAGCAGUGGACAUCCGUUUGCAGGAUAUUAUUUACCAUACCCUGACAAAACAUACGAGGGUAUUGUUAGCACUAUAAGCGACGACCCACCAAUGCUGAACUGGAUAUAUGUCGACAAGGACACAUACGAAGUGAAGUAUGGCGUCCGCGCCGAUGCGCAACCCCAUAUAACAGGACCAUUCGAUUGCACCCGGCAGGACCGGCGCAUGACUCUAGAAGGCUGGGAAGGGUUUGCUGCAGUUGAGGAGUUCCCGGGAGUCUGGGCGCUAUAUUUCGACCGCGACGACGAUGGCUUAACAACUAAAGUCCCAAUGGGAACUAGAGUACUCGAAGUAGAACUGACCCGACGAGAGAAGAAAGAGCGCAAGCCCGAGCCAGACCCGAACCAGGCGCAGACUCUAAAUGAGAAGAUGAGACAGCAUAAGGAGCAAACUCAAAGAGAGGAAGAGGAGAAGCAAGAAAUGCUUCGUACACAGCAACAGACUAAUACGAAUGAGCGAAGAGACGAAGGGCCACCGCAACAGGAUAGAGGCACUACAGAAUAUCAGGCUACAGGAGAGGCAGAUGUAGGCGGCGCACAGCUUGAUCUAAGCAAUCUACACCUCAACCCCGGUUCCCACGCAGAGCAUCCACCUGGUACUGUCCCUCACUCGCCCAGCGUAUUGACCGACAACGUCUCAUUCUGGUCCGCGGCUAGGAAAGCCGACGGUCUCAGCGACACCGCGUCUGUCACAGCAGCCAGCUCCAUCGCCGACAGACUAGAUGCUCUCGAAGAGCAAGCUAAUGAGUUAAGAGAACCUGGGUAUAAACAGCCUUAUGUUGAAGACGAAGCCGUCUGGGAAGAGCAUGUAAACAGUUCAUAG